Molecule: messenger RNA, 3282 nt
Organism: Orbilia oligospora ATCC 24927
Lineage: Eukaryota; Fungi; Ascomycota; Orbiliomycetes; Orbiliales; Orbiliaceae
Exons: 9
Coding region: 1-3282 (1093 amino acids)
Biological process (GO): protein import into nucleus
Cellular component (GO): nucleus; cytoplasm
Molecular function (GO): nuclear import signal receptor activity
Source: RefSeq, a predicted model, not a curated record
AUGUCGGAUGCUUCGAUUCUUCCAGAACUAGAGCAGUUGCUCGGGGCCCUCACUAGCUCGGACAAUGCAGCUCGAUCUCGAGCUGAGGAGGUUCUUGCGACUGAAUGGGUCGGCCAACGUCCAGAGAUGCUGAUGUACGGACUAGCCAGCUUAAGUACCGUUCGGACCAACAGCAAUCCUAGUUCUCGGUCAUUUGCUGCUGUGCUGUUUAGACGUAUGGCAUCGAAGACUGUCAAGAAGCCAGAGCCGAGAGACCUAUUUAUCUCCAUAGAUAGAGACACCCAGCAACGGGUUCAGAAUAUUCUUAUCCAGUGCUUUGCCGACGAAACAGACCAUCAAGUCCGAAACAAAAUUGGCGAUGCGAUUGCUGAUAUCGCACGACAGAUAUAUGAUGAUGAACGAGCCUGGCCUGAACUUCUGGGCACUCUAUUCCAAGCUAGCAAGUCAGCCGACCCGUCGCUCAGAGAGGGAGCCUUCCGCAUCUUUGCGACAACCCCAACCGUCAUCGGUGGAAACCAGUAUCAAGCCGUCUCGCCAGUUUUCCAAGAUGGUUUCCGUGACGAUGCGGUAUCUGUUCGUAUCACAGCUAUGGAAGCUUUCAGCUCUUUCUUCCACUCGAUCAAAAAGAACCAGCAACUUCAAUACUCCGCGCUCCUCACUGACAUGCUCAACAUCCUUGUCCCACUUCAACAUCCAGAUCACAGCGACAACUUGUCAAGGGCCUUCAUGGCCCUAAUAGAGCUAGCCGAGAUCGCACCUAAGAUGUUCAAAGCCGUUUUUAAUGGGCUUGUGAAGUUCUCUGUUAGUUGUGUUCAGAACAAAGACCUAGGCGACCAGACAAGACAAAAUGCUUUGGAGUUACUAGCUACAUUUGCGGAUAACGCCCCAGGGAUGUGCAGGAAGGACCCCAACUACACUGCUGAUAUGGUAACACAAUGCUUAAGCCUUAUGACCGAUAUUGGAAUGGACGAUGACGAUGCUGCGGAGUGGAACGAUUCUGAUGAUCUUGAUAUCGACGAGAGUGAUAUGAAUCACGUUGUUGGUGAGCAGUGCAUGGACCGAUUAGCGAAUAAGCUCGGCGGUAAAACUGUCCUGCCACCCACUUUCAACUGGUUACCUCGAAUGAUGAAUUCGGCAUCCUGGAGAGACCGACACGCCUCCUUGAUGGCCAUUUCUGCUAUAUCAGAAGGAUGUCGAGAUUUGAUGUUGUCAGAAUUGGAUAAGGUUUUGGAGCUUGUCGUACCUUCUUUGAAAGAUGAGCACCCCAGAGUAAAAUGGGCUGGUUGCAAUGCAAUUGGUCAAAUGAGUACCGAUUUCGCAGGGAUUAUGCAGGAGAAAUACCAUGCUGUUGUCAUGGACAAUAUUAUCCCGGUCUUGGGGUCUGCUGAACCACGUGUCCAAUCCCAUGCUGCCGCAGCGCUCGUUAACUUCUGUGAAGAAGCAGAGAAGGAAAUAUUGGAGCCAUAUCUAGAUCGCCUCCUCACAGCAUUGUUGCAAUUGCUUAGGAAUCCAAAACGCUAUGUUCAAGAGCAGGCAUUAUCCACGAUCGCGACCAUUGCAGACUCAGCUGAGCAAGCAUUUGCAAGAUACUAUGAUCACCUAAUGCCCCUAUUGUUCAGCGCCCUGAGCCAAGAGCAAACUAAGGACACCAGACUUCUUCGUGCUAAAGCUAUGGAAUGUGCUACUUUGAUUACACUUGCAGUCGGAAAAGAAAAGGUUGGAAAAGACGCCGUUGCUCUCGUGCAGAUCCUCGGGAAAAUCCAGCAGAGCGUUACCGAACCGGAUGAUCCGCAAGGUCAAUACCUUUUGCAUUGUUGGGGUCGCAUGUGCCGUGUCAUGGGAACAGAUUUCUUGCCUUACCUCCCCGCUGUCAUGCCUCCUUUGCUCGAGUUAGCUAGUGCUAAAGCAGACGUUCAGUUGAUGGAUGACGAGGAAGAGGUUCAACAGAUGGAGCAAGAAGAAGGCUGGGAGCUGGUCCCCGUCCGUGGAAAAUAUAUCGGAAUUAAGACUUCAGUGCUUGAUGACAAGCAUAUGGCGAUCGAAUUACUUGUCGUAUAUGCCCAGCAGUUGGAGGCCGCAUUUGAGCCAUAUGUCGCCCGCGUUCUAGAGCAAAUUGCCUUGCCGGGUUUGUCAUUCUUCUUCCACGACCCCGUCCGGACGGCAUCUGCUCGAUGCAUCCCACAACUCCUCAACGCUGUCAAGAAGGCUUCCGGCCAAACCUCGCAAAAGAUGGUAACCAUCUGGGGCCCGACUGUCAAUAAAAUAUUAGAAGUGAUGAAUACGGAACCCGCGGUUGACACCCUCGCUGAGGUAUACAGCUGUUUCUAUGAGUGUGUCGAGGUGGUUGGACCAAAUUGCCUGUUGGACCAGCAUCUCGUUGCCUUUGCGAACGCUUGCAAAACAACUUUGGAAGAUUAUCUAAAGCGUGUUCAGCAACGUGAGGAGGAAAGACAGGGACUUGAAGAAGGCGAGGAGCUUUCCGAGGAUACUUUGUAUGCUUUGGAGGACGAUCAAACACUAUUGGCCGAUAUGAACAAGGCGUUCCAUAACGUCUUCAAGAGUGUCACAGUUCGUUUCCUCCCUUGCUUCGAGCCCCUCCUUCCUCUUUACCAGAGGUUCAUUGCUAGCCCAGACGCUAGUGACCGUCAGUGGGCCUUAUGCAUAGUUGACGACUGCAUUGAAUUCUGUGGCCCGGAGAGUUGGAAGUACCGCGAGUAUUUCUUGAAGCCGCUCAUGGACUCCCUCCAGGACGACAACCCAGCUAUCAGACAAGCUGCUGCCUAUGGUAUUGGUAUUGCCGCCAAGUCAGGAGGCCCUGUCUAUGCUGAGUUUGUCGCUGCCGCCCUUCCCGCUCUUUUCCAGGUAACUCAACUUCCCAAGGCCCGCGUCGAGGAUCAUGUGUAUGCCACCGAGAACGCUUGUGCCUCGAUAGCGAAGAUUCUACACUCAAACUCCUCGAAAGUCGGAGACGUUCAGGCUGUUGCGACAGCAUGGAUUGAUACCCUUCCUGUUAUCAAUGAUGAAGAAGCAGCACCAUAUGCCUAUGCAUUCUUAGCCGAAUUAGUUGACCAGAAAAAUCCAGCUGUCGUCAAUCAGGCCGGAAAGGUAUUCGACCUGGUUGUCCAGGCUCUUGACGCAGACACUUUGAGUGGUCAGACAGCUGAUAGAGUUGUUGCAUCCAUGAAGAUACUCUUGCAGACGCCAGGGAUUAAUCCCCAAGCUAUCCUAGCUGGGAUCCCAGUUUCAAGACAUCCUGUUGCGCAAAAGUGGUUUUCGUCGUAG